GACAGUUCGAAUGACAGACGUCAACUUCGCGCCGGCAGCUGUCACUCUUCCUUCUCUCCGGCAAGUAGCGAACAUGGCGACAGGCACGCUUUAUACCUACCCAGAAAACUUCCGUGCGUACAAGGCACUCAUCGCUGCCCAGUACUCCGGCGCACAGGUGAAAGUAGCCGAAAACUUCGUUUUUGGCGAGACAAACAAAUCUGCCGAAUUUCUGAAGAAGUUCCCCAGCGGCAAGGUGCCUGCCUUCGAAACUGCUGAUGGCAAGUACCUGUCCGAGUCAAAUGCCAUCGCUUUCUAUGUAGCCAAUGAACAGCUGCGCGGUGGCAAAUCUCCAUUUGCACAAGCUGAAGUGUUGCAGUGGUUGUCGUAUGCUGACAAUGAAAUCGUUCCAGCAUCCUGUUCCUGGGUCUUUCCAUUGCUGGGUAUCAUGCCUCAACAAAAGAACAGCACAGCCAAACAGGAUGUCACCGCCAUUCUAACCUUGUUGAACAAGAAAUUGUUAAAUAGUACAUAUUUGGUUGGUGAACGCAUCACACUCGCUGACAUAGUCGUCUUCAGCAGCCUCCUGCACUUGUACCAAUAUGUGUUGGAGCCAAAAGUGCGUGGCGAGUUCGGCAAUGUAAAUCGUUGGUUAGUGACAAUCCUCAAUCAGCCACAAGUUAAGGCUGUUGUAAAGAACUUUGCCUUAUGUGAGACUGCGCUCGCUUUCGAUCCCAAGAAAUAUGCCGAAUUCUUAGCUAAGUCUGGUGGCGCUAGCGACAAGAAACAACAACCAAAGCAGAAGGAAGAGAAGAAGCCGAAGGAGGAAAAGAAGAAGGAAGAGAAACCCAAGGAGGAAUUGGAUGCUGCUGAUGAAGCGCUGCUUUUGGAACCCAAAUCAAAGGAUCCCUUCGAUUCAAUGCCCAAAGGAACUUUCAACUUUGACGAUUUCAAACGCUCUUACUCUAACGAAGAUGAGGCCGUAUCCAUUCCCUACUUCUGGCAGAAAUUCGAUCCGGAAAACUACUCAAUUUGGUUCGGUGAAUACAAAUACAACGAUGAGUUGGCCAAAGUAUUCAUGUCUUGCAAUCUCAUUACCGGUAUGUUCCAACGCUUGGAUAAGAUGCGCAAGCAAGCCUUUGCCUCCGUAUGCCUCUUCGGCGAGGACAACGACAGCACCAUUUCCGGAGUUUGGGUGUGGCGCGGCCAUGACUUGGCUUUCACACUUUCACCCGACUGGCAAAUCGACUACGACUGCUACUCAUGGAAGAAACUCGACCCCAGCUCUGAUGAGACCAAACAAUUGGUGCAACAGUACUUCUCAUGGUCUGGUACCGAUAAGGAUGGCCGCAAAUUCAACCAGGGUAAAAUCUUCAAAUAAAUUGAGGACAACCAGAAGAAAAUCAGCAUUGUAUGAUCUUGUGAUUUGACCAUCACCAAAUGUGUCCUAAUUUAUAGUUAACCAACAAAAUAUACCCCUUCAACCAUCUUAAAAAUAAAUACAUACCUUUGUAAAGCUCACAAAAA
Rhagoletis pomonella (apple maggot) is the source of this 1506-nucleotide messenger RNA. RefSeq names its product elongation factor 1-gamma (gene eEF1gamma). NCBI's taxonomy places the organism in Eukaryota, Metazoa, Arthropoda, Insecta, Diptera, Tephritidae. The record is from RefSeq and is a predicted model, not a curated record. The transcript has 3 exons. Gene Ontology annotation, molecular function: translation elongation factor activity. Gene Ontology annotation, cellular component: nucleus; cytoplasm. Bases 11 to 1360 code for a protein of 449 amino acids. Gene Ontology annotation, biological process: translational elongation.